AUGCAUUUAGAAGUAACGGAAAAGCAUGUGAAUAUGGAAUCAUAUAAACCUGCAAUUGAUCUACUUUUCGAUGAAGUUUCUCAAAUUUUUUGGAUUGUUCUAUUUUUCUACGUUAUUGUGUCAAUGAUUUGGAUUAUGUAUUGCUGUUAUAUUAACAAAAUGGAGCUCAGUCUAGUCGAGAAAAAGAUCGAGGAGAAUGGAGUGGCACGAUCAAAAGAAUUACAGAGACUCCUCGACGCCUACAACAAAAUAACGGCAGAAAAUCCAACUGCACCUAAUCCUCAAUCUUCAUCCAUCAUUAUCCCAGAACAAGUUUGA
Caenorhabditis elegans is the source of this 318-nucleotide messenger RNA. RefSeq lists its product as uncharacterized. The coding region runs from base 1 to 318 and encodes 105 amino acids. The record is from RefSeq and is marked reviewed. Gene Ontology annotation, cellular component: membrane. The transcript has 3 exons. NCBI's taxonomy places the organism in Eukaryota, Metazoa, Nematoda, Chromadorea, Rhabditida, Rhabditidae.